AUGGGGGAGGAAUUGCAUUAUGACUGGUUCGCUAGCCCGACAAAUAAUCGGGACUCAGGUUUACUCCCUCAGGCUACUCGGCCUAUUUCAGGGCGUGGCUUGCCAGUAGUAGAGGUGCAUUGGAAGCGUUCCACAGCGCUAAAGCUGCUAGUUUACUCCACCAUCGUCCUUUUGGUGGCUCUCUGCGGUCGACGUCUAUUACAGCACCCAUCGAAACAUGGGCGGAGGAUUGCGGAUGUCGACUGGGGUGGCGACUCUUCCUCGCUCUCGGACGAUGAUGAAAACAAUCCAUGUGGAGACCUGAGAAUUGAUGACCGUCAAACAUCACCCGGCGUCCACGACGAGUCUCCUCCACAGUCAGACGCAGCGAGCACUCAAGCACCAGGAACCGGAGCGGCAGAGGAAGGCGUCAGCAUCAGCUGUGAAGACGAAUCAUCUGGCGAUGCUGCGGCAGCAGCUCCAGAAGCAGCAGCAGAUGACGAGGAUGAUGACUCCAACAGCAACUGCAGCACUCCUAUUUAUGACAUUGUAUGUAGUGGUCAAGGUAGGACCAGCAACGAUGGCGAUAGCAAAGUCGCCGAGUCACACGAUGCUCCGGCAGCUCCUGGAAGGGAAUCCGUGAAAAGUAAAAUGGGUAGGCUUAGGCGUGCGAAAUGGAUGCGGCCGCUGGCUGGCUUCUUGGAAUCUGCUGGCAAGAAAAUAUCUAGCUUAGCAGCUCCAGAAGCAGCAGCAGAUGACGAGGACGAUGACUCCAACAGCAAUUGCAGCACUCCUGUUUAUGACAUUGUAUGUAGUCGUCGAGGUAGGUCCAACAACGGUGGCGAGAGCACAAUCGCCGAGCCGCACGACGCUCCGGGAGCUCAUGGAAGGGAAUCUGUGAAACGUAAAGUGGAUAGGCUUAGGCGUGCGAGGUGGGUGAGGCCGCUGACUGGCCUCUUGGAAUCUGCUGGCAGAAAAGUAUCUAGCUUAGCACCAAAGUCUGCUGUGGCAGCAAGCCCAGCAGCAGGAGGAGUAGCAGGUGAGACUGCUGCCAGCAGCUCAGAAGCAUCUCAACCUGAGGACACGUGGCGUUUUAACGCGAAGUUGGCCGUAGGCGAUUCGAGGUCGCCCCACUACAAAGAUUUGCAAAAACCUUAUGACUUCCCGCAUCUCAAAGCAGAAAACUAUACCGAGCUACGAAGAGAGCUACUGAAGCUUGCAGAAUCCAUCGGUGACCUCUGCUCUCCCCAUACCGAACCAUUUCAAGCUACGGUCAAGGCGGACUGCGAUAUAAGCGGCGUUGGGAGAGUGACCUUGUAUCUUCAGAUUGUGGAGGAAGAUAUGAUAAUUCAAGGCGCCUUAGGCCAAUUGAGGGGGAGAAUCGUUUCAGACAAUCCGUUUAGCAGACGGUUUCCUGAGAGGUUUACCCGCGAUUUGUUGGCCCUAGCGGAAGAGCUGAGCGUCACGGUUUCAGAUCAUGCGCAACAGAAAAAAAUGCCCAACGGCCGUACAGAAUUUUAUUCUACAAUGCUAGAAAAGCCAGCUGCUGCAGCCUGCACAGGCAAAGUUUCUUUGAAGAUAUUUGGGAUCAAAGCAGAUGCGGAGGAUAGCGCCGACCGCGACGGUGAACAGGGGAUGCCGAAAACAGAUGCACCAAUUCAACCAGGCAAUAGUGCCAGCGGCUCUUCUGCGGAUGAGCUUGUUGACGCAGUGCGAACUGUUCAGGCGACAGUUGGAGACGCUGCAGCAGCAGCUGCUUCAGAUGUAGCAACUGCAGAAACCGGCGGAGGCAUCAGGAGUGAAGCGUCCGAAGAGGCAGGCUCCCGCGAAGGAGCACCUCAACCCUUGCAUGGACGGCAUGUUGGCAUCUUUUUGCAGGGAAUGUCAUGGUUUGGCCGCAAAAAGUCCAGAAACGCGCCAGUUCCAGAGCGGAAAACAGGCCGCCUUUCUACAGUGCUGGAAAAGCAGGCUGGCGGAGCCAGCAUAGGCAAAGCUUCUCUGAAGACAAAUGGGAUCAAAGCAGAUGCGGAGGAUAGCGCCGACCGCGACGGUGAACAGGGGAUGCCGAAAACAGAUGCACCAAUUCAACCAGGCAAUAGUGCCAGCGGCUCUUCUGCGGAUGAGCUUGUUGACGCAGUGCGAACUGUUCAGGCGACAGUUGGAGACGCUGCAGCAGCAGCUGCUUCAGAUGUAGCAACUGCAGAAACCGGCGGAGGCAUCAGGAGUGAAGCGUCCGAAGAGGCAGGCUCCCGCGAAGGAGCACCUCAACCCUUGCAUGGACGGCAUGUUGGCAUCUUUAUGCAGGGAACGUCAUGGUUUGGCCGCAAAAAGUCCAGAAACGCGCCAGGUGAAGCACCUGCAAAGGCUAACGUAGGCGAUGAAAGCCCGCAUACCGGCUGGACGUCUGCUCCCAUAGCAGCUGCAUCGGCGACAGGUGCAGAUGAUGAAAGUCAAGCAUACGACGGUGCGGAAGGCUUGUCUGAUGAAGAAAUGAUUCAUCCGCUUUUCGGACCUGAAACAGCAGAGUCAGGGCCAACACGAGACCAGCGCGUUGGGGAUGAUUCAAACAGUGUUCAUCUUGAGCAGCUCGAAGACGUCGGCUCGCCGUUCGCUGGAAGAACGGCCGCCACGUACAGGGAGCAACAGCAGUCUGGUGUAAGCAAAUCGGAAGCGCCGUGUUCAAGUCCUGGCAGAACGUCUGGAGCGAAAAAGCAUUCUCUUCAAGAGCCUGCAGGAGCAACAGCAGCAACAACAGAUUAUGGUGCAAGCAGUGCACCCACCAACAAGCGCGGCCCCACCAAAUCGGGCGGACUACAUCCGCCCAUGCCAAGCAAAGAGCGACGCCUUUUCCGGUUCAAAAGAAAGUCUAGCCGCCAGAACGUGUCCUGUACGAGGGAAUCUGAAGUAGGGGGAAAAGCUGCAGAAGGCGUUGAAAGAGCUCCAGGACGUUGCUGGUUCUCUUUGCUUUGCACACCAGCAGCUAACUGCAGGCAAAGCGCCGCGAAGUGGAAUACCCUCUGA
Messenger RNA from Eimeria tenella, 3000 nucleotides. RefSeq lists its product as uncharacterized. Lineage: Eukaryota; Apicomplexa; Conoidasida; Eucoccidiorida; Eimeriidae. The transcript has 12 exons. The record is from RefSeq and is a predicted model, not a curated record. The coding region runs from base 1 to 3000 and encodes 999 amino acids.